AUGGCGGAGUGGACCGCGUCCGUCGCGGCGUUGUCCAUCUCGCUGUUCAUCAUCGCCGGGUUCUUAGAGGUCGGCGGCGGGUGGCUCGUGUGGCAGGCCGUGCGAGAGGGGAAACCGUGGUACUGGGCCGCGGUGGGGUGCUGGAUGCUCGUCGUGUACGGGUUCAUCCCGACGCUGCAGCCGAUAGACGACUUCGGGCGGCUGUACGCGGUCUACGGAGGGUUCUUCAUCGUCCUCAGCUACGUGUGGGGGUACGCGCUGGACGGGUUCAAGCCGGACGUUGGGGACUACGUCGGCGGGAGCAUCGCGCUCGCGGGGGUGAUGCUCGCGCUGUUGUGGCCGCGAGACGGCGGCGGGCUCGAGCCGGACGCGGACAGCAACUUCGUCUGA
Molecule: messenger RNA, 390 nt
Organism: Micromonas pusilla CCMP1545
Lineage: Eukaryota; Viridiplantae; Chlorophyta; Mamiellophyceae; Mamiellales; Mamiellaceae
Exons: 3
Coding region: 1-390 (129 amino acids)
Cellular component (GO): plasma membrane
Source: RefSeq, a predicted model, not a curated record